UACAUAUAUUUUCCUUUCGUUUAGCCCUUCUGCUUCAGCCCCCAAAACAAAGAAAGAAGCUACAGAGAGAAUAGCAGCGCCGCCGUGAAAAAUGGUCCAACGACUAACUUACCGUAAACGGCACAGCUAUGCCACCAAAUCUAACCAACAUAGGGUUGUUAAAACCCCAGGUGGAAAGCUGAUUUACCAGAGUACCAAGAAGAGGGCAAGUGGACCUAAGUGCCCUGUUACUGGAAAAAGAAUUCAAGGGAUUCCUCACUUGAGGCCUACUGAAUACAAGAGGUCAAGAUUGUCAAGAAACAGGAGGACUGUGAACCGUGCUUAUGGUGGUGUGUUGUCAGGCAGUGCCGUACGUGAAAGGAUCAUAAGAGCCUUUUUGGUGGAAGAACAAAAGAUUGUGAAGAAGGUUUUGAAGAUCCAGAAAGCCAAGGAAAAGCUAGCUUCCAAGAGCUAAGCUUUCAAUGCUUGGCGACGUCACUAGAGGAAUGUAUUUUGAGUUUUGGGUUUAAGAUUCGUAUGUUGCUGGUUUUUGCUAAAAUGUGAUAUUGAAUAUUUUUCUUCAGUUUGUCGAAAUAUCGCAUCUGCUAGGUCUCUGUUUCUGCCUUUCUCUGGGUAUUCAAACUUCCUAUGGAUAUUUGAUGAUAUUUCAAGUCAGUAUUAGUUCAGUUUUGCAUUUUAAUUGUUAUACAAGAUUGCUGGUUAGUCUA
Nicotiana attenuata is the source of this 707-nucleotide messenger RNA. Its product is annotated as 60S ribosomal protein L34. Lineage: Eukaryota; Viridiplantae; Streptophyta; Magnoliopsida; Solanales; Solanaceae. Gene Ontology annotation, molecular function: structural constituent of ribosome. The coding region runs from base 92 to 454 and encodes 120 amino acids. Gene Ontology annotation, biological process: translation; ribosome biogenesis. Gene Ontology annotation, cellular component: cytosolic large ribosomal subunit; ribosome. The transcript is spliced from 4 exons. The record is from RefSeq and is a predicted model, not a curated record.